This is a messenger RNA of Planococcus citri (citrus mealybug), 4392 nucleotides long. RefSeq lists its product as uncharacterized. NCBI's taxonomy places the organism in Eukaryota, Metazoa, Arthropoda, Insecta, Hemiptera, Pseudococcidae. Gene Ontology annotation, molecular function: nucleic acid binding. The coding region runs from base 1 to 4392 and encodes 1463 amino acids. The transcript is spliced from 6 exons. The record is from RefSeq and is a predicted model, not a curated record.
AUGUCUGAACUUGGUGAAGAUUUAGAGAAGUUGAAACGUGAAAAACGUUGCCUACUCCAUUCGAUGCGGUCUGAUAAAGCGACGAUUAUUUCAUUACUAGAGCAAACGGUAUCUAAUGAUGUAAUCAACGCGAUUUGGGCGAAUUUGGAGUCUUGGUCAAGCUGUAUCGAAACGUUGCAGAAAGUAGACGAUGCAUUGAUGGAAUUUAUCGAUUAUUCGAAAGGUAAUGGCGAUAAGGAAGAAGAGAAGAUCUUGAAAGAUUAUAACGAUUUUCGUAAAGAUUUGAUACUUUAUAAAGGUAAAUUUAAAACAGUUAAAGAUACCUUGACACCGGUAGAAUCGCCAAGACGAGGUAGAGCUUCGAUGAUGAAUUCUACGUUUUUUAAAGCGCAAUUGACCAAUCCUGUCAUAAGAUUGCAAGACAUUCCCGUGCCUGAUUUCGACGGUACAAUUGAAAGUUAUCCAGAUUGGUUCGCUGAAUUCGAAAAUAUCGUUGAUAAAAACGAAGAUUUGAAUGAUUUCCAAAAGAUGUAUCUGUUGCGUCGAUGUCUUACUGGUAAGGCGAAAAAGUACCUGAUCGAUUUUGGUACAAAGGGUGAAUAUUAUUUGACGGCGAUGGAAUUUAUUCACAAAAAGUUCAACAAUCGGCGUCGUAUUAUUGCGGAACAUUUUCAUCAGCUGUAUCAUUUGCCUGUAAUGAAAAGCUCAAAUAUGCGAGAUACGCUCGAUGACGUUCAACGAAUUAUUCGUGGUUUGAAUGUAUGCGGGAUUCAGACUCAAGCUUUUUCCCCAUUUAUAACGUAUAUUGUGUCGCUGAAAAUUCCUGAGAAGCUUCGGAUUGAGUGGGAAAGCUCUCAACACGAUUUUUCCUGUUACCCUCCGUUCGAAACAAUGUACUCGUUUUUGAUCGAUAAGUGUUUUGCAUAUGAAACUGGUCCCAAUCGAGACAAGGAGAAAGAUUCGUCGAAUGAAUCUAAGGUUGCUACUGGUUCGUCGGUCAAAGGAAAACAGUCAGGUUCGAAACCAUCGUCAGUUCCGGAAAAGAAGUCGUUUGCUGGUACUAAGGGUCAAGGACCACCGCCAAAAACGUCGAGUUCUCCGCCAUCGUCGUUUCCGCCAAUCGUCUGUGUUGGAUGCGGCGAGCAACAUUAUCUCGAUAUGUGUAAGUCAUUUUUGAACAAAUCGAUCAACGAUCGUUUCGACUUUGUAAAAAGUAAUCGUUUAUGUUUACGGUGCCUUAAAACAGGCCAUAAUGUCGCUAUGUGUAAUCGUAAUAUCAAAUGUAAUUUGUGUAGCGGUAAUCAUCAUAGAUUGUUGCAUAGGGAAACGGUUCGUUCAAAUGUUCGAAAUGAAGGAGCUGGUAUGGAUGGUUCUGGUAAUGGUACGAGUACUGGUAAUGCGAGUGGAUCUACCGGCAGUGCUAAUAGUGGUACGAGUGGACAGAGUAAUAGCGGUUCGACUGCUACGUCUAGUUUAGGUAGCGUUUGUGCCUUAGGUUCGUCAAAGUCAGUAUUUUUAGCCACAGCGGUAGUGAAAGUGCAAGGAGUAAAUUGUACCGAAAUGGGUAGAAUUUUUCUAGAUCAAGGGUCAGAAAUGACGUUAAUUACGCGUGAGUUCUGUGAACGAGCUAAAUUGAAAAUGGAAAGAAGUGAAUCACCUACGAUGUUAGUUGGUAUUACGAAUGAUACGGUUCAACUCAACUAUUGUGUUUCUUGUGUAUUGCGUUCACGGUAUUCGAAUUUUAGUAUUGCGAUUAAGGCCGAAGUUGUUGAAAAAAUUCCCUAUGCGGUAAAUAAGUCGAAUGUGAAAAGCGUGAUUGAGGGUUUUUCGUUGCAAUUCGGAGAAUCGACAGAUCUUCCUUACAGUUCGGUUGAUAUUUUAUUAGGCAGCGAGUACGCUGAGUUUGUUUUGAAGGAUAAACGUCAUUUUGUUGAUGGUUUAGUUUUCAGAGAAUCGUAUUUUGGAUAUGUGAUUUCGGGAUCUGCUGAAAGGUGUUCGUUUUUCGGUCAAAAAUUGUCUUUUUGCGGUAUGUCGAAUUUAGAGCUUUCUGAGCAGUUUCGCAAGUUCGUUGAAGUGGAAGAGAUCCCUGAUCCAAAAAAGGAAAAGAUUGUAGAGCAUGAAUUGAUCGAUAAACAUUUCGAAAGUACCUACUCGAUUGAUCAAGAAACCGGUAAAUUUGUUGUUAGAUUGCCCUUGAAGGAAAGUGUUAAAGUUUUGAAUGGAUCGUUCGGUAAAGUGUGUGCGAUGUUGAAAAAAUCGGAGAUUCGUCGAUCUGACGUUGUACAGAAGGCGUAUGAAACGAUUUUUGAUGAAUAUUUAUCAUUGAAGCAUAUGACGAAAUUGAGCGGUGAGCCUGAUUUGAAAGCUUACUACAUGCCACACCAUGUUGUAUCGAAAGGGGAAGACUCUCAUCGGAUUGUUUUUAACGCAUCGUUUACGGAUAAUUCAGGUACUUCGUUGAAUUCUCAUUUUUUGGUAGGUCCGAAAGUUCAACCGGAUUUGGCGCGUAUUGUUUUCCGAUUCAAUUUUAAUGAUGAAAUAGAAGUGUUCGAGCUGAAUACUUUGGCGAAUGGUAUAGGACCAGCGUCGUAUAUCGCGCCAAAGUGUUUAGAAAAGGUCGCAUCGUUUAUUAAGGAUUCGGAUAAAAUGGUUAGCGAUAUUAUUAUGCGAGAUUUUUAUAUGGAUAAUUUGGCUACUGGUACAGAUUCGGUUGAGGGUGCUAUCGUUAUUAGUCGUCGAGUUCAUGAAGUUUUAAUGAAGUACGGUUUUCCACUUCGGAAAUAUCAGUCGAAUUCGCCUGAAUUUUUAGCUAAAAUUUCGAGUGAAUUAAUCGAUACUGUGAAAGUUUGUAAUGGUAAGAAAUUUGUUACGUUAUUGGGUUUAUUGUGGUAUUUAGAUCUUGAUGAAAUUGGUGUCGAUAUUCGUGAGGAGGUGCUACCUUCCAUUGUGACAAAAAGAGUAAUGUUGUCCAUAAUUUCUAAAACGUUCGAUAUUUUGGGAAUUCUAACACCGGUUAUGAUUCGUGCUAAGCUUUUGCUCCAAGACCUGUGGAAAGAAGGUAGACUCUGGGAUGAAGAAAUUUCUGUUGAAUUGAAGGAAGAGUUCGCUCAAUUUUUAUCUGAUCUAUUGCUUUUACGUUCGUACUCGAUACCUAGAUGUUAUUUUCGUAAUUGUGCAAUUGUGAAGGUACAAUUGAUAGGAUAUUGUGACGCGUCGGUAAGAGCUGCGUGUGCCGUUGUUUAUGUACGAUCAAUCGAUCCCGAAGGUAUUAUUAGGGUCAAUUUUGUCUGUUCGAAAUCCAGAUUAGCGCCUCCCAAGGGAGCAGUUAUUCACCGAAUGGAGUUAAUUGCAGCAGUUUUAUUGGCCAAAUUGAUUAAAUUUGUGGUUCUGAGUUGGAUUAAAAUUGAUCCGGUAAAAUUGAAGCAAUUUGUUUCUAACCGAGUGUCAGUUAUUAAAUCGUUAGUUGAUAAAAGUCGUUGGUUUUAUGUUGAAGGUUUGAAAAAUCCUGCAGAUUUGGGAACACGUGGUAUAACGGCAUCAAAGUUUUUGUCAUCGGAAUUUUCGAUUGUUGCGUGGUGGAUACGGUAUGUGAGAAUUUUAAGAGAAAGAUGUUCGAGACGGAAAUUAGGAGUGUGGAAUAAAAGUUUGCCAUCGAACGAUGUUGAAAGGAAAGAAGCGAUGAAAAAAUUAGACAGGUUGACGAAUGAAGAAAGAGAUGCGGCCUAUACGCAAAUAAUUCGAGUAACACAGUACGCUGGUUUUAUGCAAGAGCAAGAAUCGUUGUUGAAAGGUAAACCGGUAGAGAAGAAAAGUGCGUUGAACGUUUUGAAUUGUAGUAAAUUUUCGAAAUUCUUACACGAAAAUAGAAUCGAAUGGAAAACCAUCGCGCCUCGAAGUCCGCAUCAAGGUGGUAUUUGGGAGGCGGCGGUGAAAGCGGGUAAAGCUUCGUUGUAUCGUGCUAUAGGUAAUCAAAGGUUGACGUUAUUGGAGUUGCAUACCGUUUCUACGAAGGUAGAGGCUAUUUUAAAUGCGCGUCCUUUAGCGUAUCGUCGUAAUAAUUCGUUUGUUGAACCGAUUACCCCCGGUCAUUUUCUGAUUGGUAGCGCAAUAAUCGUGAAUUCCUUUUGGAAUACGUGGAAACACGAUUAUUUUAAUCAGUUGAGGAAUCGGACUAAGUGGAAAGGCGAAAUACGGAAUUUGAGAGUCGGUGAAGUUGUUAUUGUGUCUGUGAAAAACCAAAGUUACUUUUCUUGGCCUUUGGCUAUUAUCGAAGAGGUUUUUCCUGAUGAUAGAGGUUUAGUGCGGAAUGUGAAUAUUCGUUUAGCGGAUGGCGAAAUUCGUCGCUCUUCCGUUCAAAAUCUAGUAGCUCUACCAAUAGAAAACAAGGAAUGA